UGCGCCGCCCUAUAUAUUGGAUAAUAUCCUAUAAAUAUGUAUGCAUGCAUUUCUCGUACUCAAAAAAACCCAUUUCAGCUUCAAUAUGGAGUUCAGUUGUCAUCUCCUGCCUAUCCUUGCCUUGCUAUGCACUCUGCUGCUAGUGGGAAGCCAUGCAUCUCUAUCUCCUAUGCUCUAUUGGGAGUCGGUGUUGCCAAACGUCCCAUUACCUAAAACUCUACAAGAACUUCUCUUGCAGCCUGAAAACAAAGGCAAUUCUCCGAAUGGGUUUCCAUACGCUACUGUCCCUUCACUGCGAGCAGAUGGCGGCACUAGAAUUACAUCUACUGGUCCAAAAGUAUAUAGUCGAAAAGUAUAUAGUCGAAAAGUAUAUAGUCGAAAAGUAUAUGGUAGAAAAGGAUAUAGUCGAAAAGUAUAUCCUGGUCGACCAAUAUAUGGUAAAGAACAAGCACAAGAUGACAUAUCAAAAUAUAACUCCAGUGCUACUAUAUUCUUCUUGUAUAAUAAUCUCCGUGCUGGCAACUCUUUCAGUCUCAUUUUCACUGAUCUUGAUAAUGAAACUAGUUUCUUGCCUCGUCAAGUUGCCGACUCCAUCCCUUUCUCAAGCGACAAGUUACCAGAGAUUCUGAAUCGUUUUUCAAUAAACGACACAUCAAUAGAAGCCAACUAUAUAGAACAGACACUUCAAGAAUGUGAGGCACCAAUAAUGAAUGGGGAAGAUAAAUAUUGUGCUACGUCUUUAGAAUCAUUUGUUGAUUUUGGGGUAGCAAGGCUUGGAAAAAAGGUUCUGGUUCUUUCGAAUGAGGGAGAAGAGAAGAACAAGGAGCAAAAUUAUAGGGUUUUAAAUGGAAUCAAAAUGCUGGGAGAAGAACAGAUUGUAUGUCAUAAAGAGAAAUACGCAUAUGUUGUGUUUUAUUGCCAUACAUUGAAAGCCACAGAGGUUUAUAUGGUUCCCUUAUUGGGUGCUAAUGGCAGAAAAGCUAAGGCAUUAGUUAUUUGCCACAAAGAUACAUCAGCUUGGGAUCCAAAUCACAUUGCCUUUCAACUUCUAAAAGUUAAGCCAGGAGGACCAUCAAUUUGCCACUUCCUUUACAGUGAUACCUUCGUCUGGGUCCGGAGCUAAGUUUCCAAGCAAAUGGCUUAUUAUUGCACGUAUUUUCUAUGUAUUUGCAAAAUAAAUUUGAGUAGAUUUGUUUGUAAACCAAACAUGUCUACAUAAUCAAAUAUGUCUAAAUAACUAUUUUGUGUGGUAUAGAAUUUUCUGCAAUGAAAAAUACUACUCUUUGUAUCAAAA
Molecule: messenger RNA, 1294 nt
Organism: Jatropha curcas
Lineage: Eukaryota; Viridiplantae; Streptophyta; Magnoliopsida; Malpighiales; Euphorbiaceae
Product: BURP domain-containing protein 6
Source: RefSeq, a predicted model, not a curated record